This is a messenger RNA of Colossoma macropomum (tambaqui), 2352 nucleotides long. It is a transcript of the gene zfand5b, whose product is annotated as zinc finger, AN1-type domain 5b. The transcript is spliced from 5 exons. Bases 180 to 809 code for a protein of 209 amino acids. Lineage: Eukaryota; Metazoa; Chordata; Actinopteri; Characiformes; Serrasalmidae. Gene Ontology annotation, molecular function: zinc ion binding; DNA binding. The record is from RefSeq and is a predicted model, not a curated record.
GGCAGCGACGGAAAACAGACGGACUGAAGCUGAGGCUGAGGCUGAAGCGGAAAGAGCAAAAUAAAACCUGACCGCACAGGAGGAGAAAAAAGGAGGUCAGCUGUGGAUUUCUACAUUUAACUCGCACGGAGACGUCUUUCCUUAGCAUUACAGCGUUGUUUGAAAAUAGAGAUUCAAAAAUGGCCCAGGAGACCAACCAAAGCCCCGUGCCCAUGCUCUGCACCACUGGCUGUGGCUUCUAUGGCAACCCUAGGACCAAUGGCAUGUGCUCAGUUUGUUAUAAGGAGCACCUAACGAGACAGAACAAUGGAGGUCCUCUUAGUACCAUGGGUUCUAGCAGCGUAACCAGUAGUCCUACCUCAGAGGCCUCGGCAAUCCAGAUCAUCGAGGCCAGCCUAAACAAUUCUGCUAGUGAAGCUGAGUCAUCCAGUGGGGCUGCCGCAGCACUUCCUGUUACGCAGCAGAUGACGGAGAUGAGCAUUUCCUGCGAAGAGGAAGUUGCAUCGCCUAAAGUAGAAGUUCCUGAACCUGUUGUAACGCAGCCAACAGCAUCUGCUUCUUCAGCUAACACAGCGGUUAGCGAGCAAACUAAAACUCCAGAAGCCCCAAAACCUAAGAAAAACCGAUGCUUUAUGUGCCGCAAGAAAGUUGGCCUUACAGGGUUUGACUGCCGCUGUGGAAACCUCUUCUGUGGAAUUCACCGUUACUCAGACAAGCACAACUGUCCCUAUGAUUACAAAGCCGAGGCUGCAGCCAAGAUCCGCAAAGAAAAUCCUGUAGUGGUUGCCGACAAGAUCCAGAGAAUAUAGAGCCUCUCCUGUUCUCCUUGUCUUUGACCCUGAAUUCUGGGUGAGAUCACAUAAAAAGGACUCGCAACUUGACCUGCGAUAUAAAGGACUAGUUUUAAAUUGCGUUGUUGAUGGGAGGAAACUUGGUUUUUCAGCCAAUGCAUGAGUGAUAUUUUGUUUAUUUCAGCUUUUCCUUAUUUUCAGUCUGUGGUGUAUGAGCUUCGAUUUAAGAGGAAAAAAAGAACAAAAAGUAUAGUUAAAAUUGGGUUACAGACCCAGAGAUCUCUCAUCUCCUUGUGUCUGGUUCUAGGUGUCUUUAGGUGGGGGACUGAAUUUGACCUGAUCGUUGUGUUGAAAAGGCUGACUGUCUUUGUGAUUGUCAAAAAAGUUUACUUUGUGAUUGUGUCUCGGUCCAUCUGGUGUCGUGUGGCGGAGAAUGGACACAUUGUAGCCUAUGGGACUUCAGAUGACUGUUAUUGCCCUGACUCGAGCGCCAUCAGGGCAACAGUGCAUGGCUGGCUCAUGUAGCAAAAGAAGAAAAAAAACAAAACAAAAAAAUGGACGCUCUCUUCCUUUCCACGUAGGUUUCACCUUUUAAAGUGAGUCAUGGCAUGGCUCCCAACCCUUUAGCGUUAGCCUUUACAACAUUAGCUUGGUUUAUUUGCUUCAAGCAGAUGUCUUUGAAGUGAGGCUUUUUCCCCCUUGCUCAAGUGUCAAAUGAGGAGAAAAACUUCACUGAAUUUAUAAUUCAUGGACUUGUUCAACGCUUCCAUCUCAAACAGCCAGAUCAGUUUCAGAGCUGAUUAAAUUUUUUUUUUUUUUUGGGAACUCUGAAGAAUCAAAUGUGAAAUGGUAAGUAUUCAUAAUAUUUUCAGCAACCUGGUCUUUAAUAAGCCAGAUCAGGCUUGAAGGAUUCAACAUCGACCUUGGAGUACCUAAAAUACCAUUAGGAAAAACAAUAAUACUGGUGUAAAGGUGGCACUCCUUCCAGAAUGCAGACUGAAAUUGGGUUGUGGGCUGCUUUGGUCAGAAGAGGGGACUUCAGAAGGGUAUAUUGCAUGGCUAGUGAAAUACCUACUAAGUACAUUAGAGUUUUUGAAGUUGGCAACAUGCUGAUCGUCCUUUUUUAACCCGUAAUCCACUUCUGUAAUGAAUGUUGCUUUUUGUUUGUGAUUUGAUAUUUUUUUUUUGUGUGGAAUGAGUGUCACAUGCUAGUUUAUACACAGGUGAUGAAAGUUGUAUGGUGUUUCUAAUUGACCCACAGUGGUGUGGAAGGGAUGGAUGUGUUGUGUGACUGUGUGAAUACCCAUAUAGUCUAAUCAUAGGAUGCCUCCUUCUAGACUUUUCCCUCAGUCUUUUUGUUUUCUUGGUCUGGCCGUUACCAUUCUGUAGGGGUCUUUUUUCAGUUUACACAGUAAAAAUUACCGUCUUAUUUUCAAGUUUUAGUUAUGCAAGUUUGUACAAACCAUCUUUAUAUUUAUUAUAUGUAUUGCGCAUAUAAUCUCGUUACCCAACAUUACUGCGAAAUUGUAUCAUGUAAAUAAAAUUAUGUACAGAGAUAUAA